AUGUCAAAGCAAUCAUCACCAAACAUUAAUUCCGUAGCAAUAAUAAUAUUGGUAUUGGCAGCCAUCACUUUAUUAGCAACAAAGACAGCAGCAGUUGAGCCAGCAGCGCCGGUAGCACAAGUCCUGGAGCUAUUCAUGCACGACAUUCUAGGCGGCAGUAACCCCACCGCGAGACCCAUCACCGGCUUAUUAGGUAACAUCUACAGCGGCCAAGUCCCCUUCGCCCGCCCCCUCGGCUUUUUCCCCCCUAAAGGCGGCGUAGCCAUUCCCAACUCCAAUGGCGCAAUCCCCACUAUCAACCCUAACGGAAUCCCACUCGGCACCGGCUUAAUCGGUACAGCUUUUGCCGGCACCCCAAAUAGUAAUAGUAAUAAUAACAUAAACUCGGCGCAACUAGGUCCCGACGGGUUGGGGCUAGGGUUUGGGACAAUUACGGUGAUUGACGAUUAUCUGACGUCAGCGCCGGAAUUGGGGUCGCAGCAACUGGGGAAGGCGCAGGGUGUGUACGUGGCGAGCUCCGCAGACGGGUCGACACAGAUGAUGGCUUUCACGGCAAUGAUGGAAGGAGGUGAGUUUGGGGACACCCUUAAUUUUUUCGGAGUGUACAAGAUUGGGAGUACGAUGUCGAGGCUGUCGGUCACCGGUGGGACCGGUAAGUUUAAGAAUGCUUGCGGAUUUGCGGAGGUCAGGUCUCUCAUUCCGGCCGGCCAGCAUGUUUUGGACGGCGUCGAGACCUUGCUCAGGAUCACUGUCCAUCUUACUUACUGAUCCAUAUAUAUAUUGUUUUGUUUUGUUUCGAUUUGUUUUUUGUGCUUGUUCAAUACUAAGGAUUCUUGAAUUAUUAUUAAUUUGUGUGUUUGCUGUUACAACGAAAUAUAGUGUCAUGGUUAUUAAAUUCUUACGAUUUACCAUUCGAUUCAUCCAAUUAUAUAUUUCAAGUGUUCAUUUUUUAUUUAAAUAUCAA
This is a messenger RNA of Erythranthe guttata (spotted monkey flower), 964 nucleotides long. Its product is annotated as dirigent protein 18. NCBI's taxonomy places the organism in Eukaryota, Viridiplantae, Streptophyta, Magnoliopsida, Lamiales, Phrymaceae. The record is from RefSeq and is a predicted model, not a curated record.